GAAAAGGUUCAAUUAUCGCUUCGCCGCUUCCCUCUAUUUUUACACUCUUUUCUACAUUUCCCACUUGUAUACACACCCUCCGGGACAGGGAAUAAUAGCCACCUUUCUUGCCAUGGAUCUCAACUCGCUUGUCGGUCUCUUCGACUCCACGUACCACCCGGACGUCAAUGUCCGCAACAACGCCGAGGCGCAGCUGAAGCAGUUCGAGGCCAACGACGGCUUUCUGAGCACAAUCCUUCAGAUCAUCGGUGCUGAUGAGCUCUCGACGGGCACGAAGCAGGCGGCGGCUAUUUACUUCAAAAACCGUGUCAGUCGGGCGUGGUCGGCCAGCCAGCAUGCGCUGGACAACCACGCGCCGAUCAGCGAGAGCGACCGUGCAGCGGCCAAGGAGAACAUCCUGAAGUUCAUAUACGCUACCCCGCACACGAUCAAGGUGCAGCUGACCAGCUGUCUGGGCGUGAUCCUGAACUUUGACUACCCGGACAAGUGGGCCCAGUUCGAUGGGCAGCUGAAGGAGCUGCUUAGCGCACAGGACCCGCAGAUGGUGUACACGGGCCUGCUGGCGCUGCGCGAGCUGGUGCGUCUGUACCGCUACAGCCAGACUAAGCGCACGGUAAUUGACGCCGUUGCCCGCGACCUGUUCCCGCGUGUGCAGGCAGUGGUUGACGAUGCCAUUGGAUCGGACGACGAGCUGGCCAUGCGCAUGGUGUGGGCUGCGUUCAAGACAUACUACGCGGCGAUCCAGGUUGCGCUGCCGGUGGCCCUGCAGGAGCCGGGCAGCCUGGUGGCGUGGGGCACUUCGUUUAUCAAGAUGAUGGAGAAGCCGGUCGCGUUCGACCGCAGCCUGGUCGAUGAGGACACGGCCAAGGAGCCCGUCGUCAACCGGCUGUACAGCCGUUUCGGCAACCCGGCCACGCUGGCGCCGAGCCAGAAGCGCUACAAGACGUUCGCCAAGGUGUUCACAGCCAACUUCCUGCCGCAGAUCAUGCAGGCGUACUUUAAGCAGAUCGAUGGGUACGUGCAGGGAACAGUGUGGAUGUCGUCGCGCAUCCGCGGGCUGGUGUCCCAGAUGAUUGCCGAGUGUGUCAAGGAGAAGGCGGCAUGGAAGCUGGUCAAGCCGCACGUCGAGAGUAUUGUGUCGCAGUACAUCUUCCCGCAGAUGUGCUUCAGCGAGGACGACAAGGAGCUGUGGGAGGACAACCCCGUCGAGUACGUGCAGAAGAAGAUCGACCCGCUCGACGACUUUGGCUCGUCGACCGUCGCUGCCUCCAACCUGCUCAUUGACUUUGCCGUCGACCGCAAGAGCGCGACGCUGAGCAUCAUCCUCAACUUUGUCAACUCGAUCAUCACGCAGUACUCGCAGGCCUCCGAGGAGACACGCAACCCGCAGCUCAUCGACGGCGCCCUGAACAUGAUGGGUGCCCUGUGCGGCCCGCUGUGCUCGCGCAAGUCGCCGAUUUACAGCACGCUGCCCGACUUCCUGCUGACCAACGUCAUCCCGCUGUUCAAGAGCAAGUACGGCUUCGUGCGCGCCCGCGCUCUCGACGUGUACUGCCGCUACAGCAGCAUCGAGUUCAGCGACAAGCAGGUGCAGCAGGGCGUCUUCGAGGGCGUCUAUGGGCUGCUCAGCGAUCCCGAGCUGCCGGUCCGGGUCCACGCUGCGCUGGCCCUGCAGCCCAUGAUCGAGAAUGAGGACAUCCGUGGUCUGCUGCAGAGCCAUCUGCCGCAGGUGAUGCAGAUCGACUCGGACACCAUCACGCACGUCAUCGAGGAGUUCCUGGCGCAGCAGCUGUGUGACACGUUCAUGCGCAUCAUGGGCGACAUCACUGUCAACACGCCUGAUAUCUCCACGGUUGAUAUCGACGAUAUCAGCGACAAGACCAUGGCGGCCAUGGGCGUGCUCAAGACGCUGGGCACCUUGGUGCUGAAUCUGGAGAGCUCGGCCGACGUCGUGUUCAAGCUCGAGGAGGUCAUCUUCCCCAUUGUGCGGUUUGUGCUGGACCAGCGCCUUGUGGACCUGUACGACGAGGUGUAUGAGAUCCUGGACUGCUGCACGUUCGCGGUCAAGACCAUUUCGCCCAACGCGUGGAGCCUGUUUGACGUCAUCUACACCACGUUCAAGAACGACAGCAGCGAUUUCAUUGAGGAGAUGCUGCCGUCGCUCGACAACUUUGUGUCGUAUGGCAUGGAUGUUGUGUCGACCAACAGCGAGGUGCAGUCGCGUCUGUUUGACAUCAUCGAGACUGUCAUGAAGAGCGAGCGCGCCGGCGAGUCCGAGCGCAUCUGCGCGUGCAAGCUGGCUGAGGCGAUCAUGCUCAACGGGCGCGGCAAGGUCGACGGCAUGAUCCCGGGCCUGAUCAGCCUGGCUGCCGCUUACCUGCUGGUCAACGACGCGAUCCAGACGCGCGGCUUCUUGGUUUACACCCUCGAGGUCAUCCUCAAUGCCCUGUACUACAACCCAGUCAUCACGCUCAGCGUGCUCGAGCAGUUCCAGUGGACCAGCGGCAUCUUCACCCGCCUGGUGCAGAGCAUCGACAAGUUCACCCGCGUCAACGACAAGAAGCUGGUGGUCCUGGGUCUGACUUCUCUGCUGUCUGUGCCCGCCGACCAGCUGCCGGCCUCGCUGCAGGCCGGUCUGCCACAGGUGUUUGAGGGCAUCCUGCAGACUUUCCACACUCUGGGUGAGGCUGUUGAGGCCCGCGAUGCGCUGGAGCGCAUGUAUGAUGGCACUGGCGACGACUUUGACGGCGACUACGAGUGGGACGGCGUGCAGGAUGAGCUGGUCGACGACGACCUGGCCGAAGACGAUGCCGAUGAGCUCCAGCAGGAGUACCUGCGCCAGCUCGCUGGCCGGGCAGGCGAGGCCCUGGGCGAGGGUGCCGAGGGUGAGUUUGACGACGACGACGAGGACGACUACGACGAGGCGCUGGAGGAGGAGCUGGCCUUUGAGAGCCCGCUGGACGCUGUCAAGCCGCAUGUGUGGCUCCAGGACAAGCUGGCCGAGAUGCAGAGCAGCAACCCGGCCACCUACAAUGUCAUCGUGCAGAGCCUGAACCCCGAGAAGUCGCAGUUCCUGCAGACUCUUAUGGACGAGGCCAUCAAGCAGCGCUCGGAGCAGCAGUAAAACUCGAUUUCCUAGCCUUUACAAA
Messenger RNA from Linderina pennispora, 3149 nucleotides. Its product is annotated as ARM repeat-containing protein. Gene Ontology annotation, biological process: protein import into nucleus. Gene Ontology annotation, molecular function: small GTPase binding. Gene Ontology annotation, cellular component: nuclear envelope; cytosol. Bases 113 to 3124 code for a protein of 1003 amino acids. Lineage: Eukaryota; Fungi; Kickxellomycota; Kickxellomycetes; Kickxellales; Kickxellaceae. The transcript has 5 exons. The record is from RefSeq and is a predicted model, not a curated record.